AUGCCGUGCCGGAGGCAGGAGGAAGAGGAAGCCGGUGAGGAAGCGGAGGGGGAGGAGGAGGAAGAGGACGACAGCUUCCUCCUGCUGGAGCAGUCGGUGACGCUGGGCGGAUCGGGCGAAGUGGACCGACUGGUGGCUCAGAUCGGCGAGGCGCUGCAACUCGACGCCGCGCAGGACAGCCCGGCCUCCCCGUGCGCGCCCCCGGGGCCGCCACUGCAGACCCCGCGGCCCCCAGCGGCGGUGCCAGCGGACAAGGCCCGGCCUCCGGCCCUGCCUCUGCUUCUGCCGCCCGCACCGGUAUCAGCCGAGGCCGCGGGCCCGGGAGCCCUGCGCUGCACACUUGGGGACCGCGGCCGCGUGCGAGGUCGCGCUGCGCCCUACCGCGUGGCGGAGCUCGCCGCCGGCCCCAGCGCGCUGCCUGGGCCGUGCCGACGAGGGUGGCUUCGGGGCGCCGCCUCCUCCCGCCGCCUGCAGCAGCGACGCUGGUCCCAGUCUGGGACACACGCCGGCGACGACGACCCUCACGAUGACCGGCUCCUGCAGCAGCUUGUGCUCUCGGGGAACCUCAUCAAAGAGGCCGUGCGGAGGCUCCAGCGAGCUGUCGCUGCGGCCGCCGCUGUUGCAGCUACAGGCCCCACGGGCGCCCCGGGGCCCGGAGGCAGCCUCAGCCGACCGGAUCCCUUCGCCUUGCAGGCCUCAGGCGCCCUGCAUUGA
This is a messenger RNA of Orycteropus afer afer, 714 nucleotides long. Its product is annotated as FRAT regulator of WNT signaling pathway 2. Gene Ontology annotation, cellular component: cytoplasm. NCBI's taxonomy places the organism in Eukaryota, Metazoa, Chordata, Mammalia, Tubulidentata, Orycteropodidae. The transcript has a single exon. The coding region runs from base 1 to 714 and encodes 237 amino acids. The record is from RefSeq and is a predicted model, not a curated record.